Oryzias melastigma (Indian medaka) is the source of this 2771-nucleotide messenger RNA. RefSeq lists its product as uncharacterized. The coding region runs from base 166 to 2739 and encodes 857 amino acids. Lineage: Eukaryota; Metazoa; Chordata; Actinopteri; Beloniformes; Adrianichthyidae. The transcript has 4 exons. The record is from RefSeq and is a predicted model, not a curated record.
UCAGGCUCACCUGGACGGACUUUUGCUACCAAAAGUGACGUGAAGCAACGAGUCUCACCCUCCACUUUAUAUUCUCUGGCAACCAAUACACCCAGUGUUGGUCAAUACAUCCCUUUCUCUCCUCGUCCUUCCAUAACCCUGGACCCCUCCUCAUCACCAGGGUUGAUGAUUCAUUCAGAAGCUGCCUUUACAUUUUUGAACAGUGAAACACAAAAGCCGUCUCCCCUAUCUUUGCCAUCAGCAUUGAUGAGCAAAGACCUUUCUCCCCUUCUCUCACCACAACAGCAAAAGACAGCUCAUUCACAGAUUCUACCUGACAUACAGUUUUCCACCCUGAACCUCUUUUCUGCCCGCAUACAUAUCACCUCUUUCAUGACAGAAGAGUCCAAAGCUCUGGAACCAUAUCCUCCAUCUAAAAGCUUUAGUAAUGAUACUCAAUGUUUGUCCCUCUCUGCCCCCCCUUCCCCUAAGGCCCUUCCAGCUCAGUCAUCAGCUGAACACAAACCACUUCCCUCUUCUGACACUGUGACACUAUAUCAGUCUGACUUCUCGGUGGGUCGGUGCCUCAUGAAGGGAGCUGAAAGAUCUCCACACAAAAACACAAACCCUGGUUCAGUGCUCUAUCCACCGCCCUCUGCCUCACGGGGUUUACACCCCCCGUCUUCUGCGGCAAAUGAGUGCAGCUCACACAGCAGUGAAACAAGCUAUACAGAGUCACCUUUUUUAGGUUCUGAGGAAAUUACUCUGACAGAUACUGAUCAUGGAUCAACUUCAUUUAAGUCCGCUGAGGAUGAAGAUAGACUUCCUUCAAGCCUGCUUUCUCUAAAACUCCCUGCUUUGGCAUGUGACUCACACAAUCAAAAGGAUUCUCUGGUAGAUCCAGUUGAUGCAAUACUUCCAAAAAAUGCAGAGCCACCUCAUAAACAAGCACCGGAACCUUCUCAAAACGGCACAACAAACUUAACUCCAGCCCCCCCCAUUCAGAACUGUACUCUUUUGGAUGUAGACAACAUCCAGCGAUGGAACAUGAAUCAAACGAUGGUAAACGGGGGCUCAGUUUACACGUCAGACAAGGACAGUGCUGGACUUUCAUCUAAAGAAGCUUGUAUUCAAGCAGAAACUGACCAUAAGCCUCUCAUUUACUCCGUCUAUGACGGUCAUUCAUCAAAAACCGAGCCACAGAAACACCAGGAGCACCGCCAUUCAGGAUCUUUGAGCAAACAAAAGAAGCUGUCCAUCAGAGAUUUAGCUGCAUGUGAGCAGCAGGUACAGCAUAAAACUGAGAUCAAACCCCACAAGCUCACCACUGACAGCCUUGGUGUGGUGCAGGAAACUUCUGUUGAUGUUUCAGAUGGUGAAAAUGAGGAUGUGGACUUUUUCCAACAACUUAAUGCUGAGAGCAAAGUCUAUUGGGCCGAACCCAUCCAGAUAACCAUUUUAGCAGAAGAGUCCAACACUUUUCAAGAUUCCCAUGCUGUCGUUUUGUCUGAAGACACAGUUUCUCUUUCAUUAUUGCCAUCCCCUGCCACAUCAGGAACUAAUCAAAUAUCAGGAAAGGCAGAUAUCCACUCAGAUCCAUGUUCAUCUACCCCUAACUCAUGCUCGUCCCUUUGUGCAUCCACAGAGAAGUCCCACAAUCCCUCUGUUUCUGGUCAAGCAUCCUCUUCUCUAUCAUCUCACAUUGUUCAGAGAAAAGAUGUUCCUCUCUGGACUGAAUCCAAACACACCAAUUUCCCAAGUGCUCAGACUCUUGACACCUCCACUCCUUUACGUGCUCUUCAGUCAUGGAAAAACCUGCAAAUUCAACGUCACGCUCUCACCUGUAAACUGUCACAGAGGUAUUUCAAUACACUGUCAAGGGAUGACAGCCAGAUGUGCAUCAGAACGCAACAGAGACCCUCAAAGGGUUUCCCUUCAACCACAUCUUUUCCAUUGCUCUGUACUGACUCGACAUUCUGCAAUCCCACACCUGUAAUGCUGAGAAGUGACAGGGCUAGUGAAGAUCAACACACAAAAAGUCUGGAGUGGAUGAACACUUUAGGUCCUGGAUCAGGGGGUGAUGAGCAACCGGAGGUGGGCAGGAAUGAAAGCCAAGGUCCAGACACUUUGGGAGGGAAGGCCAUCCCGCAGUGCUGCUGUUCCUGUCACCACCCUCAGAACUGCUGUGGCAGGAAGUACUCCCAUCCACAGCACAUUUCUUGCUCCAUUGAAGAGUGGGAGAAGAUGAUGGAAGGACUGCAGCAGUUUCAUUCUGUCUUCAACAACAUGGUGAAGAAGUUCUCUGAGGAGCAAGCGGCAGUGUCUGGCAUGUUCUCUGACACUGAAAGGGAGGAUAUUCACGAUAUUGAGAAGUUGAGAUGUUCCAUCAAAAUGGAGGCAGCAGAGCUGGAGCGGCAGUUGAAGGAACUGUCCCUUCACUAUGAAGAAAGCCUAAAAAGGGAGAUGGACAGUCUGCUGUAUGAGCAGUCUCAGCUUUGCUCACAGGUUGUACUAUCUGGGACUGUGUUCACAUCAAGUCCUUCCUCUCAUAGAGAAGCAGCUACUCAGUGCUCCUUGCUGCCCUGGCUCCCCUCAGCUGAUGCACAGACAUCUCGGGUUUCCACCAGCAGCACAGGAAAUGCAGGUUUCAUCCCAAAGUCCCCCUUUGGAUCAGACAGCCAGGCUCCUUCUCCCACAACAUCUGAAAAGCUGGAUAUCCUGGGGCUCCUUCACAGAGUAGGAAAGUCCUGCAUCCAGUAGUCAAAUCAAUAAAGUGUUUGUUAUGGACCCUA